Amphiprion ocellaris (clown anemonefish) is the source of this 2827-nucleotide messenger RNA. Its product is annotated as visual system homeobox 2-like. Lineage: Eukaryota; Metazoa; Chordata; Actinopteri; Pomacentridae. The record is from RefSeq and is a predicted model, not a curated record. Gene Ontology annotation, cellular component: nucleus. The transcript has 5 exons. Gene Ontology annotation, molecular function: DNA-binding transcription factor activity, RNA polymerase II-specific; sequence-specific double-stranded DNA binding. Bases 123 to 1286 code for a protein of 387 amino acids. Gene Ontology annotation, biological process: regulation of transcription by RNA polymerase II.
UGCCUGUCGGAUAAAAAGCGCAGCGGAGAAGCGCGCACAGAUAAAGACGAGCAUCUCUGCUCAGCGCACCGGGGAAUCCAGCUUUUAAUCUCUUUGGAAAGAAAAAGUGGAAUCCCGCCGCCAUGACGGGGAAGGAGGGAGCUGUGCUUUCAGACACCGAGAAUAAACAGAAAUCAGCCUCGCACACCACCGUGAACCACGCCGGCUCCCAGCAGCCGGCCCCGGGCUGGAAGAUGGCCCCCACCGUGCAGCGGCGCACCGGCUUCGGCAUCCAGGAGCUGCUCGGCCUCAACAAGGAGCCGCCGGCGGCGCCGAGGCGGCCGCUGGAGGCUCUGCCGCACAGAGCGCACGUCCUGGCGGCCCGGUCCGCUCUGGGCCACGGCGGGCUCGGGGUCGGCAUGGGUUUGCUGGGACCGGAGGGAAUACACUCGUUUUACAGCCAGCCCGCUUUUCUGGAAGUGCUGUCAGAGGCGCAGAAUGUGCACCUGCAGCCGCUGCACAGGACGGCGCACAUGGACGCACAGAUGGAUGCGCAACACUCCGCCAGCUCCGAUUCCGAUGAUCUGAGCUCCUCCGGCGACCAAAAAUUCUCCAAAUCCUCCAUGAGUCAGAGCAAGAAGAGGAAGAAAAGACGACACAGAACCAUCUUCACGUCCUUUCAGCUGGAGGAGCUGGAGAAAGCCUUCAAUGAAGCUCACUAUCCAGAUGUUUAUGCCAGAGAGAUGCUCUCCAUGAAGACCGAGCUGCCAGAGGACAGAAUACAGGUGUGGUUUCAGAACCGCAGAGCCAAGUGGAGGAAGAGAGAGAAGUGUUGGGGUCGCAGCAGCGUGAUGGCAGAGUACGGUCUGUACGGAGCGAUGGUCCGACACUCCAUCCCCCUGCCGGAGUCCAUCCUCAAGUCAGCCAAGGACGGCAUCACGGACUCCUACGCUCCCUGGCUACUGGGGAUGCACAAGAAGUCUGUUGAAACUACACACCCGUCUCCAGGAAAAGCCGGCAGCCUGACGCCUCCACCUCCACCUGCACCUGCACCUGCACCUGCAGCACUACAGGAGAAAACGGUGGACAAAGUGCUGCAGGAGGAGCAGCAGAAGCAGAGCAAAGACACAAAGUCGCCGAUUUCUAAGGAGGAGCUGAGGGAGAACAGUAUCGCCGCGCUGCGAGCGAAGGCGCAGGAGCACAACGCCAAGAUGCUCGGGACAGUUUCCGACAAAACGACGCACAAAGACGAGGCCGAGGAUCAGGAGACGGAGCAGGAGACGGCAGAAAUGGAGGAGAGUAACUGAAAUGAAUACAGACUGAUGGUGAAAACGCCUGCAGGGCGACGUUUUGAACAUUUCUCACAGGCAGGAGUUUUGUCUUAUUGGUUGAGUUGAACCUUAAUACAUGCAUUUAAACUGCAAUCACACCUCUAAGAAGUUCAUCAACUGAACUGAUCACAUCAUUUCUGCCUGUUUGAUCUAAGAAAUGUACUACCAUUUAAAAGUAUGGGGUCACUUAGAAAUGUCCUUAUUAUUGGAAGAAAAGCAGUUUUUUUCAGUGAAUAUAACAUUAAUCAGAAGUACAGUCUAGACAUUGUUAACCCUUAAAUACACGACUGAUUGGACCCUACAUUCUUCCAUAAGUGGGUUAAAAAUGACUCAUUUAUAAGAAUCAAUGUGUUUUUAUACCAUUUUUGUCAUUUCGUUUAAGAAUAAUAAUUGUUUGUAUUAUAUUUCUGUCCACACAAGAAUGAUGUCAUGUUUGAAAUAUGCUUAUUUUUCACUUUUUAACAGAUUUUGAGCGUUUUCAUAAUUGGAAAAAGAAGAAUAAUACACAGAGCAUCAAUAGAAGAAUGUCAACAUCCAUUAUGUUGACAUUUCUCCACUUUUUCGUCCAACUGCUGCUGCUCUCCAUCCCUCCAAGUUUGUGCAUCACCUCUUGUAUGAUGUUAUCAGUGAUAAAAAGCUUGGGGUAGUAAUACAAAUAUUACAAUUUCUUAAGAAGUAUUAAAGGUAGCUUAAAAAUUUAAAAGGAAUGCUAUGAAAAACAUGUUUUUUGAAGAAUAGCUGGAAAAUGAAAUGAUAAAAACUUUUCAAUGCAAAGAUAUUGCAGGAAAACGACCUCAUUUAUGCAUCUAAGGGUUAAUGUGGUAAAUGACUAUUCUAGCUGGAAACAGCUGAUUUUUAAUGGAAUAUCUCCAUAGGGUUACAGAGGAACAUUUCCAGCAACCAUCACUCCUGUGUUCUAAUGCUACAUUGUGUUAGCUAAUGGUGUUGAAAGGCUAAUUGAUGAUUAGAAAACCCUUGUGCAGUUAUGUUAGCACAUGGAUAAAAGUGGGAGUUUUCAUGGAAAACAUGAAAUUGCCUGAGUGACCCCAAACUUUUGAACCGUAGUGUAAAGUCGACCAAAACUUAAUCCUGUCUGGGUGGAGGCUCAAGCACAGAAACAGAUGUUCUGACAUGGAGCUGCAUUAGAAUAUAUAUAAAUAUAUUUAUUUUCUUUAAGAUGCAGAGUUAACUGUGACAUGGCAGCUUUUAUACGCAAUAAAAGAAACACCUUUAUUUCAGAUAAAUGGAGCCGAGAAGUGGAUUUUUAUCUGCUAAUAAGGAGUGUUUUUUGACGUCUGAUAGAUUAUAAACCGGAAACUCUCACUGGUACGACUACAAAUCCUGUGAAAAAGAAGUUAAAACUGUUUCUUCCGGGUGUACAAACAAUUACGCUGUACAUAUUGAAAAUGUCCAUUAGUCAGUCCUGUACUAUGAUGUAUAGAAAACACCAAUUAUGUUUGUCUCUGUAUAAAUGUAAGUGUAGUCUAAUUAAAAGUUAUACUGAUAUUUAAAAUGCA